UGCAGAAUCAAACACACUGAAGAUAAUGAAGAACUAACAGAGUUGAUUGAAGAAAACGAAGAGAAUGAAGAAUUGAGUGAAGCUGAUACGAAUAAUCAUGUCAAAACUGGAGAACUGAGCUGCUCUCAAACCAAACAGAAAGAUUUAAUGAAAAGAGGAGCCAAGAAAUCUUUCACCUGCACUCAGUGUGGAAAGAGUUGCACAUACAAACAUAAGCUUAAAGUUCACAUGAGAGUUCAUACUGGAGAGAAACCAUUCACUUGUGAUCAGUGCGGAAAGAGCUUCACUCAAUCAUCGCACCUUAAGAUACACAUGAACAUCCACACUAGAGAGAAACCGUUCACUUGUGAUCAGUGCGGAAAGAGUUUCACACAAUCGGCAAACCUUAAGGAUCACAUGAACAUCCACACUGGAGAGAAACCUUACAAGUGUUCACACUGUGACAAGAGAUUCAGUUGGUCAAGAGGCCUGAAAAAACACAAGGUAGUCCACACAGGAGAGAAACCGCACACAUGUGAUCAAUGUGGGAAGAGUUUUGCACUAAAACAACACUUUACGGCACAUGUGAGAGUUCAUACUGGAGAGAAACCGUACAAGUGUUUAUACUGUGACAAGAGAUUCAGUCAGUCAGGAAACCUGAAGACACACAAGAGGAUCCACACUGGAGAGAAACCGUAUCGCUGCACUGCAUGCGGGAAGUGUUUCAAUCAUUCAGCUUCUCUACACAGUCAUAGAAAAAACAAUCACAGUAAGUAGAUCAUCUUCAGAUCCAGCACUUUCAGAUCUGAUGCUGUGUCUUCACC
Messenger RNA from Sinocyclocheilus anshuiensis, 803 nucleotides. RefSeq names its product zinc finger protein 239-like. NCBI's taxonomy places the organism in Eukaryota, Metazoa, Chordata, Actinopteri, Cypriniformes, Cyprinidae. The record is from RefSeq and is a predicted model, not a curated record. Gene Ontology annotation, molecular function: RNA polymerase II cis-regulatory region sequence-specific DNA binding; DNA-binding transcription factor activity. Gene Ontology annotation, biological process: regulation of transcription by RNA polymerase II. The transcript has 2 exons. The annotation marks the transcript as partial.